Anopheles merus is the source of this 2512-nucleotide messenger RNA. RefSeq names its product cyclic AMP response element-binding protein B (gene CrebB). Gene Ontology annotation, biological process: regulation of transcription by RNA polymerase II. Gene Ontology annotation, cellular component: nucleus; transcription regulator complex. The record is from RefSeq and is a predicted model, not a curated record. Gene Ontology annotation, molecular function: RNA polymerase II cis-regulatory region sequence-specific DNA binding; protein binding; DNA-binding transcription factor activity, RNA polymerase II-specific. The transcript is spliced from 7 exons. Lineage: Eukaryota; Metazoa; Arthropoda; Insecta; Diptera; Culicidae. The coding region runs from base 1358 to 2512 and encodes 384 amino acids.
CUAACUGUCAAAAACAACGCCACAAUAGUUCCGUUUCGGUGUUCGCAACGAAUAUGACGAAUAGUCCGCUUGCUCGCAAGCGUGAACCGUCGCCGUCGCCGUCGCCGCUGUCAUCGCCGUUGUUGUUAUCGUCGUCGUCGUCGUCGUCGUCGCUGUUGUCGUUGUUGUUGCCGUUGGUGUUGUUGCCCGUCGCCAGCAGCAUUGCCGUCCCCUUGGCAGUCGGCCGAAAUGCUCACUAAGAGCCGAUGAAACCCUCGACGGUGGCACAGUAAUGCAACAGCACCAGCAGCAGCAGAAGCAGCAGCAGCAGCAGCAGCAGCGCGCCACGAUCAGGACGCACCAGCAGCAGGAUCAUCCGGGACAUGUGCCGCUGUGUAUCGUGCACGGGCGCACCGUUGUGUAGUGUGUAGAUGUGACCGUGCAGCACCUGGACUGGAGUGUUGGUAGGCGAGUCGCGCCACCCGCGGGUGCUUUGCCGCAGUGACAGUGCAGUCGCCCGAGUCGCCCUUGCGCGGGCCAGUUUUGUUUUGUUUAUUUUUUUGUUUUAUUACUUUUUUUUGCGCCACGGCCUUUACCCGUUCUCGCUCUGUAGCAUAGUAGACAGACGGCAGUGAGAACAUUCUCGGAAACGCGCGGAGUAGACGCAGCUUCACGAAGGGAAAAACGCUCGACGGCGUCCCAUGUGGUUGAUGUGCGUGCAUCGCUAAAAAAAAACGGUUUCCGUCCUGCCGGUGUCCGGGUCCGGCCAUGCUCUAGAGGUGCGUUUUGUGCGAAGGUGUGUGUUUGUGUGUUUAUUCAUACGGCAAAGAAGAAGAAGAAGAAGAAGAAACCAUGUAGCCCCCCGAACUGAGCGUCUCCAGUCUGGUCAGGUGAAUAAUAGAAAAAAAACGCAAAAAACAGUGUGUAAAACGGGCGGUACUUAAGGGCAGUGCGAAUCUAGGUGAACCAGGUGCGUCCUCCGUGGUGUUUGCGGCUAGGAGUGCAUAGGGAUAAAUUUAAACAAAAAAAAAAACCCCAUUGUUUGCCCGUGAACCGAUGUAAGACAUUGAAAGCCUUUUACUGGCCAAUUUUAUUAUUUUUUUCAACUUUUGAUUAACUGUAGUUAGACGAAAGUACGCACUAGCAAAUGCCGUUCUACUAAAGCUCAGCUAAUCGAGAGUAACUCGUGUGUGUGCGCGCGUGCUUGGUGCGAAAGUGAAAACAGCGGCCUUGGCAAAAGGGGAAAGGGAACUGGGGUGUAACGCAUUGCCGCACGCCAGCCACGGUCCCGGGAAAGCUUGGAGUGCGCGGCACGAAACCACCCGCCGGUACCGGCACGGUGACGCCCCGGGGGGAGGCGCAACGCAGCGGGCGGAUUAUGGACAGUAGUAUGGUCGAGGAGAACGGUUCCUCGGCGAUAGGCGAUCCGCUCGGUGGUGGUACCGGUCCGAACGCAACCGGUUCGACGGUCGGUGAGGCGGUGGUUACCGUCGGCGGCGGCGGUGGUGGUGGUGGUGGUGGUGGUCGUGGCCCCCCAUCCGGUGUAGGAACGCAGCACCAAAGCGAGCUAAUCAGUACCUCCAACAACGGCAGCGCCGACAGCAGCACAGCAGUAACGGUGGCAGCCUCUACCGGUGAAGGUGGUGGAGGGGGCGGAGGAGGAGGAGGAGGAGGAGGCGGUGGUGGAGGUGGAGGAGGAGGAGGAGGCGGUGUGAAGGGAGUGACGGGCUUGGUAGCAGGCGGUGCUCCGGGCGGCCUGGGAGCGCUCGGGUCCGGGUCGGCCAACAACAGCAACAGCUCGGUGCCGGUCGGUGGUGCGGCCGGUCCGGAGGUAACGCUAGUGCCGGCGGCGGCCGCCGCAGUCACCGCGUCCGGUACCAACAUCGUCCAGCUGCUGUCGACCCAAUCGCCCGGCCAGGCGCAGUCCGUCAUACAGCAGAACCAGCAGUCGGUCAUACACACGGCGACAGGGAACGUGCCGCUCGCGCGCAGCGUACUAUUAGUGUGUAACAAACCAAACUCCGUGAUCCACACGACGACGGGCAAUUUGCAAACCAUACACAUCAAACCCGAACCGCACAUCGUCACCGGCUCCGGCAGCAUUAUGACCGACACCAACAGCGACGACACGCUGUCGGACGAGGAGGCGUCCCCGAAGAAGCGGAGGGACCUGCUGACCCGGCGCCCAUCCUAUCGUAAGAUAUUGAGCGAUCUCGGCGGAGCGGAAAUCGCCAACACCCCGAGCGAUGGUUCCGGCCUGCACACGAUAGCGACACCUGGUGGUGGUGUGGUGCAAUAUUCCCAGCCGGAGGGCAUUUACGUACCUCUCAUGGGCGGCAACGUGCAGCUGGAGGAUCAGUCGCGCAAGCGCGAGAUGCGGUUGCAGAAAAACCGGGAAGCGGCCCGGGAGUGCCGCCGGAAGAAGAAGGAGUACAUCAAGUGCCUAGAGAACCGGGUGGCGGUGCUGGAGAACCAAAACAAGGCCCUGAUCGAGGAGCUCAAGUCGCUGAAGGAGCUGUACUGUCACAAAUAG